AUUCUCCUCUCCUUCUCUUUCCUCUUUCCGUUAAAUUUCGCUCUCCAUACAUUUUCCCCUUCCUAUUUUCUUUAGGGUUUGUUUUAGGCAACUUCCGCGCGCGUUCCCGGAGGUGACGACCGCCCUUUCUCUCCCCCUUACCUCCCACCCCCCGCCGCUCAUUAUUCUCGUUCAUAUAUCAUAUAUACGUACCCUCAGCUUCCUGUUUUCCGAUUUCAAUUCCAGAUUCUUAUCCUGCCUUUUCAGCUUCCAGCAUCUGGAAAUUUCCGUCGUCAAUUAGAGAUUAGGUUCAUUUAGCUCAAACUCUGGAGCUGUAUUACCAUCCUCUUGAAGAAUUAAUCGUUAUGCAAAGCAUGUUUUAACCUGCCAUAGAUGCAUUGUAGCCUUGGAGAUGAGAAGUUUUCAGGAAGCUUUCGAUUGAUGGACUUGUCUCCACACAGCACUGAUAAGAAGACAUUGAAGAGGUGGUUUUUCAUAGAUAAAAGAGUUGGGUAAAGGGAUUUGCAAAUUUUAAGGUUGAUAAAGCUGCUGCUGCUGCUAAUAACACGGUCUUAGUUCAAUUUAUUACAAUUCCUCUGAAUUAACUGAUCUGAAGCUGAUGGAGUUGAAGUCUAGUCAUGCAUCUCCAGUUCUCAAUUCACUGAACAAGCCAAGGCUACCUGCCAAGUAUGUCACAAUUCCAAGAAAGAAGCCUGGAAAACUAGAUGAUGUUCUCUCCAACGGUUGGCUGGAUGCUAUGAGAUCAUCAUCACCCCCUUGCAAGAAGUUUAUUAUGGACGCUAAUGUUGAGGUCCCUCCAGAUGACAGCGAUAAUGCUUACUCCUCCUGGAUGCUUAAGUAUCCAUCUGCACUAAAAUCUUUUGAUCAUAUCAUCAAAAAUGCAAAGAACAAGAAGAUAGCUAUUUUUCUAGAUUACGAUGGCACCCUUUCUCCUAUAGUAGAUGAUCCAGAUCGUGCAUUUAUGUCUAGUGCUAUGCGUUCUGCCGUAAGAAAUGUUGCCAAGUACUUCCCUACAGCAAUUAUCAGUGGUAGAAGCCGUGAUAAGGUUUAUGAAUUGGUAGGACUAACAGAACUCUCUUAUGCUGGAAGUCAUGGGAUGGACAUCCUCAGUCCUGUGAGCGAUUUGGCAUCUGAUGACCACCCAAAUUGUAUUAAAUCUACUGACCAUCAGGGGAAGGUUGUAAAUCUUUUCCAGCCUGCUAGAGAGUUCAUACCUAUGAUUGACGAGGUUUUUAGAACCCUUGUCGAGAAUACUAACGGAAUCAAAGGUGCAAAAGUUGAGAACCACAAGUUUUGUGCCUCUGUUCAUUACCGUAAUGUAGAUGACAAGAGCUGGCCUACUAUUGCACAACGUGUUCAUGAUAUUCUAAAAGACUACCCUCGUCUGCGACAAACUCAUGGCCGGAAGGUUUUAGAGAUCCGUCCUGUGAUUGAUUGGAACAAGGGAAAGGCAGUUCAAUUUUUGCUUGAAUCCCUUGGCCUAAGUGACAGAGAUGAUGUGCUUCCAAUCUAUAUUGGAGAUGACAAGACUGAUGAGGAUGCAUUCAAGGUGUUGCGAGAAGGAAAUCGAGGUUAUGGAAUUUUGGUGUCUUCAGUUCCGAAGGAGAGCAAUGCAUUUUACUCUUUAAGAGGCACUUCAGAGGUGAAGAAAUUUCUCAAGACAUUGGUGAAAUGGAAGACGCAGCUUGAAGUUGCUGAUAGAGGCAGCAAAUAAUUCACAUCUCCAAUCUGAGCUGCAGUUUUAAUGUUUUAAAUAAUUGUUGAUAGAAUUAUAUUUUUCAUUUUUUUCUUUGGAUUUUGUAAAGCAUUUUUCCCUGGCUGCAGGGCAGCUCAGGAUGCAUUAUUGACUAUUCAAUUUUAUAUCCCGUCAAUGGAAUGAAAUUAUUCAAUUUAUUUAGGUUUAACUUCCUAGAAGUGCUCUAACUCUUUCUUUGAGAUCAUUAAUCCCUUAACAUACACUUGAUGUGUUUUAGCCCAUAAAUUUCAUGUGAUUAUUGUAAUUAAUCCAAAAUAUUAGGAAUCUCAUCAUGCAAGUCAAGUGGUUACCCUUACUCCAUUUCACACUAUCAUCAUCAAUACCAUACUGGUGGAAAUAUGAUUUACUUAGACUCGUAUAAAUGAAAAAUUUUACU
This is a messenger RNA of Rubroshorea leprosula, 2132 nucleotides long. NCBI's taxonomy places the organism in Eukaryota, Viridiplantae, Streptophyta, Magnoliopsida, Malvales, Dipterocarpaceae. The record is from the annotation of a GenBank genome assembly.